CUAGUGUGGGCGGGAGCGCAUUCUACGCGCGGCUUGCCAUUGGACGGAGCGAAUGUCAAUCAAAAUCCCAGUCUCAAAAUAACGGAGAAGGAAGCGACGUUUCUAGUGCUGCUUUAUUAACAAAUCUUGGAAAGUGGCCGACGAAAUAAACGCCAGUAAUUUCCGCAAGCUGCCAAGAUGAUCCACAGUCUUUUCCUGGUUAACGCAUCUGGUGAUAUCUUCUUGGAGAAGCACUGGAAGUCUGUGGUCAGCCGGUCCGUGUGCGACUACUUUUUCGAGGCUCUCGAACGCGUCACGGAACCGGAGAACGUGCCUCCGGUGAUCCCUACCCCGCAUCAUUACCUCAUCAACGUGCUCCGCCAUCGCAUCUACUUCGUAGCUGUCAUACAGAGCGAGGUGCCACCUCUGUUUGUUAUCGAGUUUCUGCAUCGUGUGGUGGACACAUUUCAGGACUAUUUUGGGGUUUGCACAGAGGCAGCAAUCAAAGACAAUGUUGUCGUGGUCUAUGAGUUGUUGGAGGAGAUGUUGGACAACGGCUUUCCUCUGGCCACUGAAUCAAACAUUUUGAAAGAACUCAUCAAACCUCCUACCAUCCUGCGUACAGUGGUGAACACAAUCACAGGAAGUACUAAUGUUGGUGAGCAGCUUCCUACAGGACAGCUGUCGGUGGUACCAUGGCGGCGGACAGGUGUCAAAUAUACCAACAAUGAAGCUUAUUUUGAUGUGGUUGAAGAGAUCGAUGCUAUCAUUGACAAAUCAGGUUCAACUAUCACAGCUGAGAUACAGGGUGUAAUAGAUGCCUGUGUAAAGCUUACAGGAAUGCCUGAUCUCACCUUGUCAUUUAUGAAUCCUCGACUGCUCGAUGAUGUGAGCUUUCAUCCUUGCGUGCGGUUUAAACGUUGGGAGGCCGAGAGAAUUCUCUCCUUCAUUCCCCCCGAUGGAAACUUCCGCCUUCUCUCCUACCACGUCAGCUCUCAGAACUUGGUGGCCAUCCCCGUGUAUGUGAAGCAUAACAUCAGCUUUAGAGAGGGCAGUUCUCAGGGACGUUUCGAACUCACACUCGGCCCGAAGCAGACGAUGGGUAAAGCUGUUGAAUCUGUGCUGGUGAGCAGUCAGCUUCCUCGCGGCGUCCUUAACGCCAACCUCAACCCCUCACAGGGCACGUACACUUUCGAUCCUGUCACCAAGCUUUUGUCGUGGGACGUGGGUAAGAUAAACCCUCAGAAACUGCCUAGUCUAAAGGGUUCGGUGAGCCUCCAGACGGGAGCGUCCAAACCGGAUGAAAACCCUACGAUCAACAUCCAGUUCAAGAUUCAGCAGUUGGCCAUCUCAGGUCUGAAGGUAAAUAGGUUGGACAUGUAUGGCGAGAAGUACAAACCUUUCAAAGGCAUCAAAUACAUGACCAAAGCUGGCAAAUUCCAGGUCCGGACCUAAACCACCUCUUUCUGCAUUCAUUCCGUUCAUAAUAAAUCUGGGUUACAGCAAAGAUAGAUAGUAGAUGUAUACAUUUUUAGGAAUUAUUUUGCCAUUGUUGGAAGGAAUGACUCUACAGGCAGUGUUGUUAUUGUUAACACUAUCAAAUCCACCCAGGUUGAAGCGAUGGCAUUUACAUUUCAGACAAAACUAUUACAGUUAACCAUCCAACUUUAACAUUUUGUGUCCAAGCCAUUUGCAGCCUCUUUAGAUUGGUGUUGUUUGAGAUGGACAAUAUCUUUCAAUUCUUUUUCAAUAUUUUACUAUGUUCUUACCUCAACUUGGAUGAAUUAAUACAUACCUAGCUUUUUUCAAUGCAUGUACUUUUAAUCUUUGUACAACGCUUCUUGAAUGUGUUAGCAUUUAGCCUAGCCCCAUUCAUUCUUAUGGCUCCAAACAAAAGUUUUAUUUUGUGCCACCAUAUUUACUUGUGUAACUACUCAUGUAAGUCUUGAAAUAGGGAAAACAUGGAAGUGUUUGGUGGCUUCUAAAUUCCUCCCUGUUUGGAUCCUAAGGAAUGAAUGGGGCUAGUCUAAAUGCUAACACAUGUACAACACGCUGUACAAAGAUUAAAAGUGCACGCAUUGAAAAAAGAUAGGUAUGUAUUAAUUUGUCUACGUUGAGGUAAGAACAUAGUAAAAUAUUGAAAAACUGUGAUGUUUUCCUUUAAUUGUCCAUCAUCUAAAGGCCCUGAAAUGGCAGCUCUCAUGCCUUUUUCCUUUUUAUUGUCAGUUUUUACCUCUGUUCCUUUCUUUUUUUAUUGUCUUUCCAUUCUCAAUGUUCUUAGUCUUAAUGAGAUUCACUGUUCUGCUGUGUAUUGAUCUCUAUUCUCCUCCACUGCAAAUUGAUGCUAUGGGUGACUAAUUUCUGCAUUGCAGAACAAUAAUCUAAUACUCCUAUUGCAGACCGAUUCUGUUCUCCAUCCUUAAAGAUCACGUGCAGCGUAACAGUUAUUGUUUAACAUUAAACAUUUUAUUUAUUUGCUGACUUAAGUUCUUUUGCAGUAUCAGUCUCGAGUCUUUGCAUCAGGACCAUCUAGACUCUUGUUUGAAUGUUGAGGUAUAUAAGUGUUUUAUUACGAUUUUUUGCAAAACUGACCAUUACCAACAUAUUUAAAGUAUAACUGAAUCCAAAUGAUGCUUGAAUCCCCAGUGUUCAUUGUUUCACCCAAAAUGCAAGAUUAUAAUUGUGAAAUGAAAACCGCAGAUUGAAUGACACAUGCCGUCCUGUCAUUCAAAAGUGCAAAACUACUUUAAGGAUGAAAAUCGUGUUUUACAGUUAGUUUAUUUACAGAUGCUGACAGAUGCAACUUCUAGUGAGCAAGAUGUGAAUUUUAUCUUCUGUUAAUGUUUUGUGUGUGUUUUUCUCUGUAGUGUUUUCCAGGAAAAACUGUUUACAGUGCUAUGAAAUAAUAAAUCAAAAAUAGCUUAAA
This is a messenger RNA of Misgurnus anguillicaudatus (oriental weatherfish), 2905 nucleotides long. It is a transcript of the gene ap3m2, whose product is annotated as adaptor related protein complex 3 subunit mu 2. Gene Ontology annotation, cellular component: clathrin adaptor complex. Gene Ontology annotation, biological process: intracellular protein transport; vesicle-mediated transport. The record is from RefSeq and is a predicted model, not a curated record. Lineage: Eukaryota; Metazoa; Chordata; Actinopteri; Cypriniformes; Cobitidae.